Penicillium subrubescens is the source of this 1812-nucleotide messenger RNA. Its product is annotated as arylsulfotransferase family protein. Bases 1 to 1812 code for a protein of 603 amino acids. NCBI's taxonomy places the organism in Eukaryota, Fungi, Ascomycota, Eurotiomycetes, Eurotiales, Aspergillaceae. The transcript has 2 exons. The record is from RefSeq and is a predicted model, not a curated record.
AUGUCCUUGCGGACUUCUUCCGCCUCCUCGCGCCUGUGCUUCUGGCCUGGCAGCAGAGACCGGCCGAACGUUCUCGGUCGCUGCCGCUUAAUAUCUACUUUCAUUGCCACUAUUGGUGCCUGUGUUCUAUUCUACGUCUUUGCGGUACCCCAGCUAGAGAGAUUUCGGUUCCGUUCUGAAUUGAGCUGGUACGAUCUUGGAAUAUAUGGGUUCGGACCAUCGCAGAGCUACAUAUCCUUCGAUGAGGAAUCUCCAAUUGUUGAGAUAUCCCCAGCCGGUGCAAAAUGUGAUCCACGAUACACAUUUCUCGCGCCUCGAGGCGACUCGGUGGCACACCCGGGACCUAUGAUAUUGGAUGCUCGCGGUGAGCUAGUGUGGAUGAAUUACAACUGGGGUACCACGCAGGACUGCAAAGUUCAACGAUACAAAGGCCAGGACUACGUGACAUUCUGGCAAGGUGACGAAGAAGAUGGACAUGGCCGUGGCUCAUGGUACAUGCUGGACUCUACAUACACUACCAAGUACAUUGUUUCUCCCAUUGGCGCCAUGGAUGGCGAUCUUCAUGACUUUCAUAUCACCGCAAACGAUACGGCCCUUAUCACGAUUUACGACCCUAUCCCAGCAGAUUUGACAUCUGUUGGCGGCCCAGAGCUUGGAUGGCUUUACGAGGGUGUCUUCCAAGAAAUUGACAUUUCGACAGGAGAGCUCCUCUUUGAAUGGCGCUCAACCCAAUUCUUCCCGCCAAACAGCAGCUACGAGCCACUCAACGACCGGGGCUAUGAACGAACAAUGGGAUAUGACUAUUUCCAUAUGAACAGUGUCGAUAAGGAUGACCAAGGUCGCUACCUGGUAUCUGGACGGCAUACCCACUCCGUCACUUGUAUUGACGGAUUCACUGGCGGGGUACUUUGGACUUUGGGCGGAAAGGACAACGAGUUCUCCGAUGAAUCGAACGGUGUGGUUACUGGAUUCGAGUGGCAGCAUGAUGCCCGCUGGCGUGGCCCCAACCGGAUAACAUUAUUCAACAAUGCUGCCAAUGGAGACUACGACCUGCAGAAAAUCAGCUACGGCGCCCUGAUUGAACUAGACAUCCCCGCUCGACAAGCGACAUUGGUGACAAGCUACGAUCACCCCCAAGAAUUGAUGGCGACCUCUCAGGGAAAUCUACAGGUUCUCGACACAGGCAAUGUACUUGUCGGUUGGGGUCACAGUGCUGCAUACACCGAAUUUUCCCAAGAGGGAGACGUCCUAUGCGACGUUCACUAUGGCGCAUCGGCGUAUUUCUCCUUCGGCCGGAUCGUUUCAUACCGCGUUACCAAGGGUAGUUGGGUUGGUACACCGGAUACCCUGCCCGACGCAGCUGUUGCCGGUGAUAGCGUCUUUGUGAGCUGGAACGGUGCAACCGAGGUCGAAUCUUGGCGACUUGAAGCCUGGGAUGGCGCAGGGCUUGAGAAUAUGACAUUUAUCGCAGUCGAUCAAGUUGAUCGCAUCGGCUUUGAGACCGAGAUCCCAUUGCCGCCUGAAAUUACCUCCUUCUUCCGAGUCCAUGCCAUCAACGUCGAUGGGGAUAUCAUCGGUGCAACAGAAAUUCUGAAACGCGAUACCUCCUCAUCAAGAGGAAACUUCCUGACAGUCCACUGGGGCGUGAUCGUGAUUGCGAUUUUCGCCUCGGUCUGUGUCGUGUGUGGCUUGUAUUGUGCUGUGAAUCGUCAAUUACGACGCCGCGAGUCCGAUGGGAAUGGGCCGUACCGAUUGGUCACGCAUAAGGAAGAAGAUGAGAAUGAUGUUGAGAUUGAUCGUCUGCCGAUUUAG